Messenger RNA from Miscanthus lutarioriparius, 417 nucleotides. NCBI's taxonomy places the organism in Eukaryota, Viridiplantae, Streptophyta, Magnoliopsida, Poales, Poaceae. The record is from the annotation of a GenBank genome assembly.
AUGGCGCCCGGGCCCUCCAUCGCGCCCGCGCCCACGCCGGGGCCAGGCUCCGGGAAGCACCACUUCGACGGGCACAGCCAGGUCAAGGACUUCAUCCAGACGCUGCUCCUCUACGGUGGCUACAACGAGCUCGCCGACAUCCUCGUCAACCUCACCUCCCUCGCCACCGAGAUGGACCGCCUCGUCUCUGAGGGCUACGUCCUCACCGUGCUCGCCCCCAAUGACGAGGCCAUGACGCGCGCGCGGUCGCGGGCGAGCGACCCGCCCUCGCCGCAAGGCGCGGGCACGGGUUCUCGGCCGCUGCUGCCGUGGGAAGCCGGCGCCGCACCGCCGUGUCAGCGUUGUGCCAGUCGAUCUCCUCCUCGGAGGGGCGCACUGCGUCCGCGAACUCGCGCGCGGCAGCCAGCGCCGAUGUGA